Eremomyces bilateralis CBS 781.70 is the source of this 1584-nucleotide messenger RNA. RefSeq names its product putative carboxylesterase. The transcript is spliced from 4 exons. Bases 1 to 1584 code for a protein of 527 amino acids. The record is from RefSeq and is a predicted model, not a curated record. Lineage: Eukaryota; Fungi; Ascomycota; Dothideomycetes; Eremomycetales; Eremomycetaceae.
AUGGCAUACCUUCCCACCCCCCACCUCCUCCACCUCCAAUCCCACGGCUUCAUCCGCGGCCACCUCCUCACCUCCCCCACCACCCACCGCCCUCUCUGCACCUACUACGGCGGCGUUCCCUACGCCUUGCCUCCCACUGGCGAGUUCCGCUGGCAGGUCCCGCGCGCGCUGCCGCCGUGCUAUGCGUAUGGGACGCGGAAUGCGCCGGGGGAGUUUACGGAGGGGUGCGGGGUGUGUCCGCAGGUCGGGGGGGAGGGGGAGCAGGAGCAGGAGGAGGACUGUUUGGGGUGUAAUGUGUGGGUGCCAGUGGGGGAGGCGCCGGUGGGUGGAUGGCCGGUAUUGUUCUAUAUCCAUGGAGGCUUUCUCCAAUUCGGCGACCCCAAUUCAGGAGACGUCGUGCCGCUGAUAUCGGAGACGGAGGUCAAAUGUAUCAUUGUUAAGCCCGGCUACCGGCUGAAUGUCUUCGGGUUUCUGUCUCUCGAGCAUGCGCGUCCGGAAGGGUCGAAUAGCAUCGCCAGCAAUUUCGGGCUGUGGGAUCAGCGGAUGGCGCUCAUGUGGACGUAUAAGAAUAUCAGUUACUUCGGCGGGGAUCCGGCGAACAUCACGCUGGCGGGAUACUCGGCGGGCGCAUACUCCGCGUUCCACCAGCUCGCGUACGACCUCUGGCAACCGCAGCAACUUAUCCGCCGCUGCAUCAUGUGGUCCAACGGCCCCGGCAUCCAGCCCAGACCCCCUUCCGAAGGCCAUACGCAAUUCAACGAGCUGCUGACCGCCCUCCAGAUCCCCACCACCCUCGACAUAGAAACCCAGAUCCAGAAACUGCGCGCCGCCUCGCCAUCCGCCUUGCUCACCGCCACCCGCGCCAUUCAACGCCACCAGUUCCGCCCCGUCACCGACGGCCGCUUCGUUCGCCGCGAGCUGUUCGCUGACAUCGACCGCGGUGAGUUCGCGGCGCGCAUGCAACGCCGCAACAUCGCCCUGAUGAUUGGUGAGUGCGAGCACGAGCGCCACGUCUACGGGACGUACAUCCCCCCGGCGAACUCGUACAUUGGGCUCCGCGACCGGCUGGAGGUCGACUUCCCCGGGGUCGCGGACCGGCUGAUGGGGUACUAUUUCCCCGCGAAGCGGCUCCCCGCGCAGUGGGGGGAUUGGCGGGAGGCGUUCGGGGCGGUGUACGCGGACGUGCAGGUGUAUUGUCUGCAGCGGGGGUUGGUGGCGCGGAUUGCGCGGACGGCGCCGGGGUUGGUGUGGCGGUAUCGGGUGGAGUGGCGGGCGGGGUGCGUGGAGUUGCCGGUGGAGUGGGGGGCAACGCAUACGACGGAUUUGGCGAUUUGGUUUUGGGGGGAGGGGCGGUUGACGGGGAGGGAGAAGAGGGUGGUGGAGGAGGGGUUUGUGAGGGGGUUGGCGGCGUUCGUGACGGGGAAGGAGGGGGGGUGGGGAACGCGGACGGAGAGGGAGGUGAGGCGGCUGCGGGCGGAUGGGAGGGUGGAGAUUUGGUUGGACGAGGAGUGGGAUCGCGGAGUGGAGCUUUGGGAACUGCUGAGGAGCGGCGACGUGGGAACGACGGCGAGAGCAAAUCUAUGA